This is a messenger RNA of Auxenochlorella protothecoides, 324 nucleotides long. Its product is annotated as Dynein light chain Tctex-type. Gene Ontology annotation, biological process: microtubule-based movement. Gene Ontology annotation, cellular component: cytoplasmic dynein complex; cytoplasm. Gene Ontology annotation, molecular function: dynein intermediate chain binding. The record is from RefSeq and is a predicted model, not a curated record. Lineage: Eukaryota; Viridiplantae; Chlorophyta; Trebouxiophyceae; Chlorellales; Chlorellaceae. The transcript has a single exon. Bases 1 to 324 code for a protein of 107 amino acids.
AUGUCCGACAGUGACGUCCUGCAGGCAUCCGACAUCGAGCCACUGAUCCGGAAUGGGAUACAGGCCACCGUCCAUGGCGAUUGGAACGAGGAGGAGGCCCUGGUCUGGCAGGAGGGGAUCGGUACCGCCUGCCUGAAGCUGCUCGCGGGCCUAGCCCGGCCCUACAAGUUUGCCGUCACCACCCACCUCAGCCAGCGAGCGGGGGCGGGGCUCUGCUCCGCCACGGCAGCCCACUGGAACCCCAACACAGACGGACACACCGCUGUGAUCUGGACCUCGGACACCGUCUUUGUUUGCGUGACGGUCUUCUGGUCGGCUGUGUGA